Messenger RNA from Pungitius pungitius (ninespine stickleback), 2973 nucleotides. RefSeq names its product NK2 homeobox 4a (gene nkx2.4a). Gene Ontology annotation, molecular function: RNA polymerase II cis-regulatory region sequence-specific DNA binding; DNA-binding transcription factor activity, RNA polymerase II-specific. Gene Ontology annotation, cellular component: nucleus. Gene Ontology annotation, biological process: cell differentiation; regulation of transcription by RNA polymerase II. The coding region runs from base 1177 to 2232 and encodes 351 amino acids. The record is from RefSeq and is a predicted model, not a curated record. The transcript has 2 exons. NCBI's taxonomy places the organism in Eukaryota, Metazoa, Chordata, Actinopteri, Perciformes, Gasterosteidae.
AUUAUAAUUUCAGCCUUUUAUUGGCAUGGUGUUCUAUCCCUCUCAAUUAUUGAAUGGUUAUGAGCUAUGCGUUCUAGAUCCAUAAAGGACACAUGUUAGGCUUUAAUGGGGAGCUACAUUAAGUGCUGUUCAUUAUUGCAGUGUGUAGUAGCUCUUUUCUCUUUUGACCCCCCCGUUGUGUGUCUCUUCCUCUGAUUCUUCCCCUGGCGCCAGUCAGUUUGCUCAGAGAUUACAUGUCAGGUCAACACUGCAAGGGGUUAUUUGUUGCUUAUAGGGACCAGACUUGAGGGUUUUCAAUGCUUUACAAUAUUGUCUUCCAAUUACAUGCAGUCUGAUAAAUGAUAUAUAUUUGGAACAAAUUGUUAAAAUCACGAUGUAUCCUAUUUCACAUCGACGAAAAAGAGGAAUUGGUGUGAGAAAAAAAAUAUAUGAGCCUUAAAUACAACCCAAUAAUCCCGUAUAUUAUAUAAUAAGCCUGGUUAUAUUAUAUAACAUGCCUGGUUGUGAAUUUAAGGUGGCUAUAUACUCACAGGCUGGAUCAUUAUUUCAGUUCCCUUUGAGCAUUUCAUCAUUUCGAGCUAAUUUGGACUUUCUUUCUUGUCCCUUUCUUUCUGGUGGGGAAAAAUGAUGCUUAAGAAGCAUAAAUGAGGCGGCCACACAACUUCAUUGUGCCUCUUUGAUGAUACUCGGUGGCCCUUGUGUCUGUUCAAAGUGCUCUCAAAGUUUUCUAGAAAGAGUGGAAUUCCCCACUGACGCAAAAUAGUCAUAUGUGGUUAGAUCAGCUGAUCCGCACAACAUAAUGGGUUAUUCUCACCUGUUUAUGGCUGUCAGAAAAGACAUAACCGCAUAUGUGUGGUGCAUCGUUUUAUUCACACAUAAGCAGCUUUAUAGGGAGCAAUGUGUAUCUGCGUGAAUUAUUUCCCUAAAAUGUCAAUGAGUUAUUGUUUGAUGGUUUAGCAGCUUUGCUCCGCCCCCUGUGUUUGUCGUAAACCUGGCUCCUGGCUCCAAUAAACCCGGGCUAAGAGCGCCCUGGGCUCGCCUCCUUCUCCAAGGCGAUCAAUAGGAUCUCAGGCGCUCUACAAGCACUCUCUUACGUAGACGUCCACUAAGGAGAGAGCCGAUACAACAACACGGUUGAUCUGCUCCAACACAAAAAAUCUACCUGCUUUCUGAAUCAUGUCGUUGAGCCCAAAGCACACUACGCCUUUUUCAGUGACAGAUAUUUUGAGUCCAAUCGAGGAGACCUACAAGAAGUUUAGUGCCAUGGACGGCGCAGGGAACCUAACCUCUCCACUGGGAGCCUACCGACAGCCUCAGGUGCAGACCGGCAUGCAGCAGCACUCCAUGGGCCACAACGCCGUGGCCACCACGUACCACAUGCCGCACGCCGUCUCCCAGUUCUCCCACAGCGCGAUGGGGGGAUACUGCAAUGGAAGCAUUGGCAACAUGGGAGACCUCCCGUCGUACCAGGAAAGCAUGCGGAAUAGUGCAGCAACAGGGUGGUACAGCUCCAACCCCGAUCCAAGAUACUCCACAAUUUCUAGAUUCAUGGGACCUUCCACAGGUAUGAACAUGUCCGGCAUGGGGGGUCUCUCGGGAAUGGCUGACGCGACCAAAUCCAUGCCAGUCCUCCACGCUGCGCCCAGGCGGAAACGGCGCGUCCUGUUCUCGCAGGCUCAGGUCUACGAGCUGGAGAGGAGGUUCAAGCAGCAGAAAUACCUGUCGGCGCCCGAGAGGGAGCACCUGGCCAGCAUGAUCCACCUGACGCCGACCCAGGUGAAGAUCUGGUUUCAGAACCACCGGUACAAGAUGAAGCGACAGGCCAAGGACAAGGCAACGCAGCAGCUGCAGCAGCAGCAGCAGCAACAGGACGGUAACCUGUGCCAGCAGCAGGCGCAGUCCCCGAGGCGCGUGGCCGUGCCGGUGCUGGUGAAGGACGGUAAACCGUGCCAGAACGGCUCCAACACGCCGACGCCGAACCAGCAACAGGUGCAACAGAGCCAGCAGCAGAGCCAGCAGCAGAACGGGGCCGGAGUUGUGCUCGCUUCCCCGACCAGCAGCCUCGGCCAGCACCAAAGCCAGCAGCAGGUGAACGCUUUGGACCUGGAGGAGAUGUCUCCCAGCCCCCCCUCACUGCACAGCCAGCUCAACAUGGCCCAGAUAGACACAUCUGCUGUAGAUUACACCAGUAACAUGGUGAGCUCAAACCUCCUCUACGGCAGAACGUGGUAGGACUGAAAGCAGUACUGUCACUUUUUCUAUGUGAACCUGCGGAUGAGCCCAUGCAAGAAUACAUACAUUUAAAUAUAUCUAUAUCUAUAUAUACAUUUAUAUAUAUAAUAUGUGUGUAUAUAUAUAUAUGCAUAUAUAUGUAUGUGUAUUCAGACACGCACAUAUGAACACAACAUAUGAAGGCUGAUACCGUGGGCCCUUUGCUUUGGAGGAGACGAGGCGCACAGAGGCGCACCAGCUGAUCAGGGCACAUUUUCUUGACAUCUCUGAGAGGGGAGUCUAUUUUUGAACAUUACAGAAAUGGCUGCCCUUGAAAGCAAUUACGUCGUUUCUGGACCUUUUGUAAUCCAUGUUUUGGACCUUCCUCAUGAUGUUUUAAACGUAGUCUAUGUUGUUGAAACGAAAAGGAAUGCUGCUUCACUUGUUCGGACCGGGGGAGGGGAAAGGUGGGAUCAGGUUUGAAGUAUAAGCCACCACUUCUUAUUUACGGGGAUAACCUGAUAUUUUAUCAUAUUAAUAUUGUAAACUAAUGUAUUCCUUUAGACUUAUUAAAUAAAGUAGGGAAUUGUAUAUCUGGCUAACACACAAGAAUGCGGUUAACUGUGUAAUAAUAAUCGUUAUUGCGUCCACUUCUAUGUUUUCUUUAUUCUUUUGUAAGUUAAAAAGGAACAAAUGCGUGAUGGCUGCUGUAUAUGUUUCAAAAACCAAGUGAACGUUAACAAUAAAUAACUUGAAGUGUGA